Molecule: messenger RNA, 10090 nt
Organism: Equus caballus (horse)
Lineage: Eukaryota; Metazoa; Chordata; Mammalia; Perissodactyla; Equidae
Gene: SON
Product: SON DNA and RNA binding protein
Biological process (GO): regulation of mRNA splicing, via spliceosome; regulation of cell cycle
Molecular function (GO): protein binding; RNA binding
Source: RefSeq, a predicted model, not a curated record
CCGCUGCGCCUCCUCCCGAGGCAUGCUGGGAGCCUGGAGGACUAGCGAGGAGGAGUUGAGAGAACGGAGCGGACGCCAUGGCGACCAACAUCGAGCAGAUAUUUAGGUCUUUCGUGGUCAGUAAAUUCCGGGAAAUUCAACAGGAACUUUCCAGUGGAAGGAGUGAAGGUCAGCUCAAUGGUGAAACAAAUACACCUAUUGAAGGAAACCAGGCAGGUGAUGCAGCUGCCUCUGCCAGGAGCCUACCAAAUGAAGAAAUAGUGCAGAAGAUAGAGGAAGUACUUUCUGGGGUCUUGGAUACAGAACUACGAUAUAAGCCAGACUUGAAGGAGGCCUCCAGGAAAAGUAGAUGUGUGUCUGUACAAACAGAUCCUACUGAUGAAAUACCCAGCAAAAAGUCAAAGAAGCACAAAAAGCACAAAAAUAAAAAGAAGAAAAAGAAGAAAGAAAAGGAAAAAAAGUAUAAAAGACAGCCAGAAGAAUCUGAAUCCAAGCUGAAAUCACAUCAUGACGGGAACAUAGAUUUAGAAUCAGAUUCCUUUUUGAAGUUUGAUUCUGAACCUUCAGCUAUGGCACUGGAGCAUCCUGUAAGAGCGUUUGGCCUAUCUGAGACUAGUGAAUCUUCUGCAGUUGUGCUAGAACCUCCUGUAGUAUCAAUGGAGGUAUCAGAGCCACACACCUUAGAGACUCUGAAGCCAGCUAUGAAAACUGCAGAACUGUCAGUUGCAUCUACAUCAGUAAUCUCAGUGCAGUCAGAGCAGUCUGUGGCAGUAACGCUGGAACCAUCCUUGACAAAGAUUGUGGAUCCCUUUGCAACAGCACCAGUGCCUACUACAACAGUAGUGCUGAAGACGUCUGAGCCGGUUGUAACAAUGUCAGUGGAGUAUCAGAUGAAGUCUGUGCUGAAAUCUUUGGAGAGCACACCUCCAGAGCCAUCAAAGAUCAUGUUCUUAGAGCCUCCAGUAGCAAAAGUGCUAGAGCCAUCAGAAACCCUCGCGGUAUCAUCAGAGACACCUACUGAGGUGCACCCAGAACCAAGCACAUCAACAACAAUGGAUUUUCCAGAGUCAUCUGCAACUGAAGUGCUCAGAUUGCCAGAGCAGCCUGUAGAAGUACCAUCGGAGAUUGCAGAUUCAUCCAUGACAAGACCACAGGAGUUGCUGGAGCUGCCCAAGACCACAGCGUUGGAGCUGCCGGAGUCGUCGGUGGCCUCAGCGAUGGAGUUGCCGGGGCCACCUGCGACCUCCAUGCUGGAGUUGCAGGGGCCCCCUGUGACUCCAGUGCUGGAGUUACCUGGGCCCUCUGCUACCCCAGUGCCAGAGUUGCCAGGGCCCCUUUCUACCCCAGUGCCUGAGUUGCUAGGGCCCCCUGCGACAGCAGUGCCUGAGUUGCCGGGGCCCUCUGUGACAUCAGUGCCACAGUUGUCGCAGGAAUUGCCGGGGCUUCCAGCACCAUCUAUGGGGUUGGAGCCACCACAGGAGGUACCAGAGCCACCUGUGAUGGCACAGGAGUUGCCAGGGCUGCCUGCGGUGACAGCAGCAGUAGAGUUGCCAGGUCAGCCUGCAGUUACCGUAGCAAUGGAGUUGACCGAACAACCUGUGACGACGACAGAGUUGGAGCAGCCUGUGGGGAUGACAACGAUGGAACAUCCUGGGCAGCCUGAGGUGACAACGGCAUCAGGGUUGCUGGGGCAGCCUGAGGCAGCGAUGGUGCUGGAGUUGCCAGGACAGCCAGUGGCAACAACAGCGCUGGAGUUGUCAGGGCAGCCUUCGGUGACUGGGGUGCCAGAGUUGCCAGGGCUGCCUUCGGCAACUAGGGCACUGGAGUUGUCGGGGCAGCCUGUGGCAACUGGGGCACUGGAGUUGCCUGGGCAGCUCAUGGCAGCUGGGGCACUGGAAUUCUCGGGGCAGUCUGGGGCAGCUGGAGCACUGGAGCUUUUGGGGCAGCCUCUGGCAACCGGGGUGCUGGAGUUGCCAGGGCAGCCUGGGGCGCCAGAGUUGCCUGGGCAGCCUGUGGCAACUGUGGCGCUGGAGAUCUCUGUCCAGUCUGUGGUGACAACAACGGAGCUGUCAACGAUGACGGUGUCGCAGUCCCUGGAGGUGCCCUCGACGACAGCGCUGGAAUCCUAUAAUACGGUAGCACAGGAGCUGCCUGCUACGUUAGUGGGGGAGACUUCUGUAACAGUAGGAGUGGAUCCCUUGAUGGCCCAAGAAUCCCAUAUGUUAGCUUCUAACACCAUGGAGACCCAUAUGUUAGCGUCCAACACCAUGGACUCCCAAAUGCUAGCGUCCAAUACCAUGGACUCCCAGAUGCUAGCGUCCAACACCAUGGACUCCCAGAUGUUAGCCUCUAGCACCAUGGACUCCCAGAUGUUAGCAACUAGCUCCAUGGACUCCCAGAUGUUAGCAACCAGCUCCAUGGACUCCCAGAUGUUAGCAACCAGCUCCAUGGACUCCCAGAUGUUAGCAACCAGCUCCAUGGACUCCCAGAUGUUAGCAACCAGCUCCAUGGACUCCCAGAUGUUAGCAACCAGCUCCAUGGACUCCCAGAUGUUAGCAACCAGCUCCAUGGACUCCCAGAUGUUAGCAACCAGCACCAUGGACUCCCAGAUGUUAGCAACCAGCACCAUGGACUCCCAGAUGUUAGCAACUAGCUCUAUGGAUUCCCAGAUGUUAGCGUCUGGCACUAUGGACUCUCAAAUGUUAGCUUCCGGCACCAUGGAUGCUCAGAUGUUAGCGUCUGGUACCAUGGAUGCCCAGAUGUUAGCAUCUAGUUCCCAAGAUUCUGCUAUGUUGGGUUCAAAAUCUCCUGAUCCCUACAGGUUAGCUCAGGAUCCUUACAGGUUAGCUCAGGAUCCCUAUAGGUUAGGUCAUGACCCUUAUAGGUUGGGUCAUGACGCCUACAGGUUAGGGCAGGACCCCUAUAGAUUAGGCCAUGAUCCCUAUAGACUAACUCCUGAUCCCUAUAGGAUGUCACCUAGACCCUAUAGAAUAGCACCCAGGUCUUAUAGAAUAGCCCCCAGGCCAUAUAGGUUAGCACCUAGACCCCUGAUGUUAGCAUCUAGACGUUCUAUGAUGAUGUCCUAUGCUGCAGAACGUUCCAUGAUGUCGUCUUAUGAACGCUCUAUGAUGUCUUAUGAGCGGUCUAUGAUGUCCCCUAUGGCUGAACGCUCUAUGAUGUCAGCCUAUGAGCGCUCUAUGAUGUCAGCUUAUGAGCGCUCUAUGAUGUCCCCUAUGGCCGAACGCUCUAUGAUGUCAGCUUACGAGCGCUCUAUGAUGUCAGCUUACGAGCGCUCCAUGAUGUCCCCGAUGGCUGACCGAUCUAUGAUGUCCAUGGGUGCCGACCGGUCUAUGAUGUCAUCGUACUCUGCUGCUGACCGGUCUAUGAUGUCAUCGUACUCUGCAGCUGACCGAUCUAUGAUGUCAUCUUAUACUGCUGAUCGUUCAAUGAUGUCUAUGGCAGCUGAUUCUUACACCGAUUCUUAUACUGAUACAUAUACGGAGGCAUAUAUGGUGCCACCUUUGCCUCCUGAAGAGCCUCCAACAAUGCCACCAUUGCCACCUGAGGAGCCACCAAUGACACCACCAUUGCCUCCUGAGGAACCACCAGAGGGUCCGGCAUUACCCACUGAGCAGUCAACAUUAACAGCUGAAAAUACUUGGCCUACUGAAGUGUCAGCAUUACCUCCUGAAGAGUCUGUAUCGCUGCCUGAACCUCCUGUGAGUCAAAGUGAGAUUUCAGAACCUUCGGCAGUGCCUGCUAAUUAUUCAGUGUCAGCAUCAGAGCCUUCAGUGUUAGCAUCAGAGGCUACUGUGACUGUUCCAGAACCACCACUAGAGCCAGAGUCUUCAGUUAUGUCAACACCUAUGGAGUCUGCUGUAGUAGCAGAAGAGCAUGAGAUUGUUCCAGAGAGACCGGUGACUUACAUGGUCUCUGAAACUCCCGUAAUGUCAGCUGAACCGGCUGUGUUAACAUCAGAGCCUUCUAUUAUGUCAGAGACAGCAGAAACCUUUGAUUCCGUGAGAGCUUCAGGACAUGUUGCCUCAGAGGUAUCUAUGUCCCUCUUGGAUCCUGCAGUAACUAUUCCAGAGCCAUCACAGAGCACUCUAGAGCUUCCAGCCACAGCUGUCUCAGAGCUACCAGCUGUGGCUGUUCCGGAACCACCAGCUGGGACUGUCCCAGAGCCCCCAGCCAUGGCUGUCCUGGAGCCACCAGCUGUGGCUGUCCCAGAGCCACCAGCUGAUGCUGUCAUGGAGCCUCUGGCCCUGGCUGAGACAGAGCAUGUUACCGUUCCUGUGCCAGUUGUUUCUGCCCUGGAGCCUACUGUUCCUAUCCUGGAAACAGGAGUUUCUGUCCUUCAGCCUAACGUGAUUGUUUCAGAGCCAUCUGUUUCUGUCCAAGAAUCUGCUGUGACAGUUUCAGAACCCGCUGUUACUGUCUCAGAGCAGACUCAAGUAAUACCAGCUGAGAUGAUGUUAGAGUCUACACCAAUGAUUCUGGAAUCUAGUGUCAUAAAAGGAAUGAAUUUACUAUCUGGUGAUCAAAAUCUUGCUCCAGAGAUUGGCUUGCAGGAGAUUCCCAUGCAUUCAGAUGAAGAGCCACAUGCUGAAGGACACCUGAAGAAUGACUCUUAUGAAAGUAAACAUGGUAUAAAUGUAGACCUUAAUAUAAAUAAUCAUCUAAUUGCUAAAGAGAUGGAACACAACGCAGUGUCUGCUAUCAGCACUGGUGCUGUUGGUGAAAUUGGUGAAGAGAGAAUUUUGCCCAGCAGUGAGACUAAACAAUGCACAGUGUUGGAUACCUGCCCUAUUGUUAGUGAAACUGAUGGGGGAGGAACUGGUCCCCUUGCUCUUGAACCUGAUGCAUUGGGAACUAGUAAAGGUAUUGAAUUUGCCACAGCAUCUGCUCUUAGUUCAGUUAGUAAAUAUUAUGUUGAAGUAUCUUUGACUACGCAAGAUACUGAACAUGACAUGGUAAUUUCCAGCAGCCCCAGUGGUGGUAGUGAACCUGACAUAGAGGGACCUUUGCCUGCUAAAGAUAUUCAUCUUGACUUACCAUCUAAUAAUAACUUUAUUAGUAAGGAUGCAGAAGGACCAUUACCUAUAAAAGAGAGUGACCAGACAUUAGCAGUUGCUCUCAGCCCUAAAGAAAGUAGUGGAGAAGAUAAAGAAGUACCUCUCCCUACUAAAGAGAUAUUGUCUGACUCAGGAUUUCCUGCUAAUAUCGAUGAUAUUAAUGAAGCAGAUUUAGUGAGACCAUUACUUCCUAAGGACAUGGAGCGUCUUACAAGCCUUAGAGCUGGUAUUGAAGGACCUUUACUUGCAAGUGAAGUUGAACGUGACAAAUCUGCUGCCAGUCCAGUUGUAAUUAGUAUACCAGAAAGAGCGUCAGAGUCGUCUUCAGAGGAAAAAGAUGAUUAUGAGAUUGUUGUAAAAGUUAAGGACACACAUGAGAAAAGCAAGAAAAACAAGAACCGUGACAAAGGUGAGAAAGAAAAGAAAAGAGACUCUUCAUUAAGAUCUCGAAGUAAGCGCUCCAAGUCAUCUGAACACAAAUCACGCAAGCGCACCAGUGAAUCUCGUUCUAGGGCAAGAAAGAGAUCAUCUAAAUCCAAGUCUCAUCGCUCUCAAACACGUUCACGGUCACGUUCCAGACGCAGGAGGAGGAGCAGCAGGUCAAGAUCAAAGUCUAGAGGAAGGCGAUCUGUAUCAAAAGAGAAGCGCAAAAGAUCGCCAAAGCACAGAUCCAAGUCCAGGGAAAGAAAAAGAAAAAGAUCAAGCUCCAGGGAUAACCGGAAGACAGUUAGAGCUCGAAGUCGCACCCCCAGUCGUCGGAGUCGGAGUCACACUCCGAGUCGUCGAAGAAGAUCUAGAUCUGCCGGGAGAAGGAGCUUUAGCAUUUCUCCAAGCCGAAGGAGCCGCACCCCCAGCCGAAGGAGCCGCACCCCCAGCCGAAGGAGCCGCACCCCAAGCCGACGGAGCCGUACCCCCAGCCGACGGAGCCGUACCCCCAGCAGACGGAGCCGCACCCCCAGCCGACGGAGCCGCACCCCUAGCCGUCGGAGAAGAUCAAGGUCUGUGGUAAGAAGACGAAGCUUCAGUAUAUCACCAGUCAGAUUAAGGCGGUCACGAACACCCUUGAGAAGAAGGUUUAGCAGAUCUCCCAUCCGUCGUAAACGAUCCAGGUCUUCUGAAAGAGGCAGAUCACCUAAACGUCUGACAGAUUUGAAUAAGGCGCAAUUACUUGAAAUAGCCAAAGCUAAUGCAGCUGCCAUGUGUGCUAAGGCUGGUGUUCCUUUACCGCCAAACCUAAAGCCUGCACCUCCACCUACAAUAGAAGAGAAAGUUGCUAAAAAGUCAGGAGGAGCUACUAUAGAAGAACUAACUGAGAAAUGCAAACAGAUCGCACAGAGUAAAGAAGAUGAUGAUGUAAUAGUGAAUAAGCCUCAUGUUUCGGAUGAAGAGGAAGAAGAACCUCCUUUUUAUCAUCAUCCCUUUAAACUCAGUGAACCCAAACCCAUUUUUUUCAAUCUGAAUAUUGCUGCAGCAAAGCCAACUCCACCAAAAAGCCAGGUAACAUUAACAAAAGAAUUUCCUGUGUCAUCUGGAUCUCAACAUCGAAAAAAAGAAGCAGAUAGUGUUUAUGGAGAGUGGGUUCCUGUAGAGAAAAAUGGUGAAGAAAACAAAGAUGAUGAUAAUGUUUUCAGCAGCAAUUUGCCCUCUGAGGGCCGGGUUAAACGGCAGGGCCGGGUUAGACGACAGAUGAAACAACCCGCAGCUUCUCAUUUGACAGUAACUCGAUGCAAUUCACUUUGUGGAACCAAGCCACAAAGUGAAAAGCAUCGAAUUGCAGAGAACAGUGUUAUCACAUCCCUACCCAACAUUGGGCCCUCCUUGCACUUGUGGGAAGGUAGCCCAAGGUACAACUAUUUAGCUUCCCGUUUUGCUUCAAGGCUCUAUAGCUCUAGAUUUUGGUGGUAGCAAAUUUACUGGGUGGAGGGACUGAGCAGAGAGAGGCAGAUCCUCAGGUUCAACACAAGAACUGGAUUGGAAAAGGUCAUUGUAGGCUUAUGUGAGCAUCUUGGAUACAUAGCCCAUUGCCUUUAAAUAACGGUAAUUUGUUACUAUUUCUCUGGGUUGUUUGUCAGAUAGCCUUUAGUUUUAAUCGUUUUCCCUUCCCUGUGCUACCUUGGCCCUUUUGAAUUCUUGUGUUUAACCUAAUGCUCAGCCUUGGUACUUCAUUUCCCUUCUCCUUCCCCUCUUUGCUACUAUUAAAAGUUGGAGAAGUGGAAUUCACAUCUUAAUUUCCAAGAGGCUAUAGUUGUAUCUUGUCAAAAUGACGCAGUAAUAACACCAAGUGUCAAAACAACCCCAUUAAAAUGCUGCCUGAUUAAAUAAUGUGCUGCUAAAUAUAGUGCACAUGAAAACAGCAAGACUGUAUAUAUAUGUAAAUAUAUAUAUAUAUCUGUAUCUUUGUAUGUAUCUCUGUAUCUGUACCUUUGCUGUAUCUUUUAAUAAACAGUUUACUUUUAUUUAACUUGUUGUGCAAAAUCACGCUUGGGGGAUCUGGGAGGGUGGAGACUUACUAGGGGGGUGGGAGUUUUAAAUGAUACCAUAGACUAGUCAUCACCUCUUGCCCUUGGUUUCCAAAGCCCAGACAUUUGUCCAAGGACUGGACUAGAUAUCUGAUGCCCCUACAGUGUGGGACUUCUUCCCUACUUCCUUUGCUUGCAGCCCUGGGAUAUGUAGGUCAGAGAGACCUGUACUGUUCACCUUCAGGUUCCCUUCAUUGGCCAUAUCAUCUUCUUCCACUAAACACCUCCAAUAUUACAAAUAAAUCCUGUUUAUAAAAUCAGAAAGUGAACAGAACCCAAAUCAGAAACGUUUUUGGUAGUAGUUUUUGUCCCUUAAGCAAUUCACAGGCGACAUUUUCACUGUUUCGUUUUUUUUUUUUUGACCUGCGGCAUUUUAAAAGAGCAAGUUCUUUACAAUGAAGUUGGACAUGAUAACUAACCAGUGCACCUUACAGUCACCAGUGAUGAUCUGUAUUUACAUGAGGUUCAACAGUUGAAGCAAGUUAUACCAUCACCAGUGAGGGAGGGAUAGCUGGUUGGGACAACAAUAUUUUAGUGAAACCAGUUGAGUAGCUCAGUUGCUAAUCCCCACAUCAGGCUACGUGCACAUAUCACGAGGGAAAAGGUUAACUGAUAAUUUGCAACUGACUUAAAUCUUGUAGUAGCUGCAUAUAAACCAUAAGAGGCCUGAACAGACUUAUUUAUAAAUUCUGAUACAUAUGCUUUUAGUAAUUUCUUGCAGAUUAAGCAUUUGACAAAGAGUUGGAAAAAACAUAGGGAGAUUAUUUAUGUGAGAAAAAUUUUCCAAUGGAGUGAAGCCCUAUAAAUAUUGCAAAAUUCCAAGGGAUUUUCCUGCGAAGAUAAGUGACUAUAACUAUUUUAACUUGAGUUGAACAUGGGGAAAGUGCUUAGUGAAUCCUGAUGAUGAUGUUUCUUUUUGGUUGAGAUUUAUAUGUGUGUAUUGAUAUAUAUUUUUGACCUUCAGUACUCAGCCAUUUUCAGUUUUAAAACUGACAGUGAGGUGUCUUAGCCUUAUCUUUUACCAAAACUGAUUGUCAGAUUUUAAUUAAAUGUUGGAGGGAGUUAUUCCAAAGGAAUCCUGGGGGAAAAGGUGGGUAUUCAAUUUUAUAAUAAGGAGUCUUUUAUUAAAGCAGGGGGGAAGAAUUCUGUUCAGAGGGCUAAACAAAUGAAGAUUUCUAUGGAGGGAGGAUAUAUACACCUAUUUGAUAUCAGAACUCUUCAAGCUAGUUUCUUAGAAGAUUAGACUCAGAAAAGACAGGUUAGCUUUAAGCAAAUAUUCCCCAGAUGUUAGGAGGAAAAGAGACAGGAUUUUGUUUUGCUUGCAGGUCUCUGCUUUUACCUAGCAGUAAUAGUAAACACUAGAAGAAAGGUUCACAGUAUAACAUGUUUAAUUCUAGGUAUUUAGCUGUAUCUUACAAAUAUAUUUCUAAGAUUAAUGAUGUAUGAACCAAUGUUUGUGGAAUACCAUUGGUGACAUUUUAUGGGGAUAUUGAUCCUUUUGAUUCCCUGUCGGGUUGAAAUAAAGGCUUUAUAGAGUAAAGGAAAGUUCUUUUAAAUGGUCAAUAUUUUAACUGGAUAGUAUUUUUUACUUUUUUUUACCAAUGGAGUUUGUGGUUCUUUAGUUUUGAACAUAAAACAUUUAGGCAAAGAUCACAGAUUUUAUCUCAGCUUUGCCAUAAUCCUCAAUCCUACCGAUUGUCUUGCACAUGAGUGCUCUUUGACUUAAGUUUUGAGUGGAUAGACGUGGAUGGAUCAACAUAAAUCCGUAUCUUACGGAAUAUCAACUCAUCAGACUGUGCCCUACUGCCAUAGCAUCGUCUUCCUAACCAGAAGCCAGCCAGCAUCAUCCUCAGUAAGGAGUGACUGCAGAACUUUGACCAUAUUUGUGUGAAUUUGAGUUAUGAAAAAUGUUGGAAAACUAAUAUCUUAAAAUUGUCCUCGGGGGCCUUAAUUCUUGGUAAUAAUGUUAGCAAAGGCUUAUUGGGUAGAAGAUUUAAAUGUAAUAUUUGACGUAAAAUUUCCUUCCGUUUAUUAUCAAUCAUCAAUGUUUUAAAGGUCCAGAGGUAGCUCCAUUUAGGUCUAGUGAUUGCUUACAUGUUAAGAUAAUUUUUCUCAGGCAGUGUGCUUGGUUCGUAUUGUUGCAGAAUAGUUCCACAUCCCAGUGGAGCUAAAAUUCUCUUAGGUUUAGAAGCUCUAAAGGUAGAAAGUUUAGGGAAGCUAAGUUUUUUGGGGUGAGAUGAAAAUUUUAAUUGGAAAUUAAACAUAUAGGUUCUGGUGCUAGAGUGUGUUAAGUAUAGCCUUGUUGUUCAUUCUUUUCUUCUUAGAUUCUUCUAGGUGAUUAAUGCUGAAUGUCUUGGAACCAUUUAAUGGGUUAGCUGUUUUCCGGUUAUAAAUCAUUUAGAUUAAAUGUAUAAGUUAACUAAGAGUUGCAUUAGAGAAGUUUAUAUGAUAUAAUAGAAAGGUUCAUAAUUUAUUUUUCAAAACUAACCAAACACA